Messenger RNA from Lachancea fermentati, 2667 nucleotides. Lineage: Eukaryota; Fungi; Ascomycota; Saccharomycetes; Saccharomycetales; Saccharomycetaceae. The record is from the annotation of a GenBank genome assembly.
AUGGCCAGAAGAAGACUCCCAGACAGACCACCCAACGGGAUCGGUGCCGGCGAGCGCCCACAGCUCAAGCCCAGGUCCCUCAACGUAGAGGCUGCCCACGAAAAGCUCACUCAGCCCUUCAAAGUGCCCUUCAAGCGUGCGCCCCCCGCGGACCCCGCCCACCAACAGCUGCGCAACCCCAUCCGCUCCGCGCGCAAACGUGUGAAAACCUACGCGUACGCGGACCCGGCCGCCGAAAUCAAUGACCCCGCCUCCCUCGACGACGCAGACUACUCCUCCCAAUCCCAGCUCCCGCGCUCCUCCAAACGCGUCGACGCGUUGUCCGCGCGCCGCCUGCUGCAAGACCCCGCGCGUCUCGACCAAAUCGGGUCCGUUCUGCGCCGCUCCUUCACCGUGCCCAUCAGGGGCUACGUCCCAAGACACAACAUGCCCCUCUCGCUCGGAACCAAGACCAAGAUCGUCAUGGAACCCAGGCCGCUUCACGACCCGACAGAUGAGUUCGCGAUCGUUCUGUACGACCCCUCCGUCGACGGCGAAAUGCCCCAAGAUGACCUGUCCCCUGCAUCUUCCAGCCAGGCUUCUCCCGAACCCACCCAAUUGCAUCCUCAGGGCUCCCAGGCGGCGCCCUCGGCCUCUCAGGCCCCACGCAUGCUCUCCAACGGCGUGCCCAACAAGACCCUCCGCGAGCUGCUGGGCGAUCCCAGAGAGGAAAAGAAAUUCCCCAGUGUGCCCGUAGUCAUCGACCCAAGGCUAGCCAAAGUGCUGCGGCCCCACCAAGUUGAAGGUGUGCGAUUUCUGUACCGAUGUGUGACAGGUCUCGUCAUGAAGGAUUUUCUGGACGCACAGGCUGUGCUAGAAGGGUCCCAACCCACUUCCACUGAAAAGAGCGCCGCAGACGAGGCCGUCACUGCAGCAAUGGUGAGUUGCAAACAAACUCCAGAGGCUAAUCGCGGCGCGUAUGGCUGUAUCAUGGCAGACGAGAUGGGUCUAGGUAAGACUCUACAAUGCAUCGCUCUUAUGUGGACACUUCUGCGACAAGGUCCGCACGGCAAAAGAACUAUCGGGAAAUGUAUCAUUGUAUGUCCAUCGUCGCUAGUCAACAACUGGGCCAAUGAAAUAACUAAGUGGCUUGGGAAGGGCGUGCUGGCGGCGCUCGCGGUAGAUGGCAAGAAAAGCUCCCUAAAUAAUGGAACUGUCGCGGAAGCAGUCCGUUCAUGGGCCAUUGCUCAAGGCCGUAACAUAGUCAAACCGGUUAUGAUUAUAUCUUACGAAACUUUGCGCCGUAACGUGGAGCAUUUGCGCAAUUGUGAUGUGGGACUUUUACUAGCAGACGAGGGCCAUCGUCUGAAAAAUGCGGAUUCUUUGACCUUUACAUCUCUCAAUAGUAUCAAUUGCCCCCGCCGUGUAAUUCUAUCGGGUACUCCCAUCCAAAAUGAUUUAUCCGAAUACUUCUCACUCCUGAAUUUUUCAAACCCUGGACUACUGGGUACGCGUGCUCAGUUCCGCAAGAAUUUUGAAUUACCAAUCUUACGUGGUCGUGACGCAGAAGCUGAAGAUCACGAAAUUCGUGAAGGUGAGUUGAAAUUGCAACAAUUGUCUAAUGUCGUCUCCAAGUUCAUCAUACGACGCACCAACGAUAUUUUAUCCAAAUAUUUGCCUUGCAAAUACGAACAUGUAAUAUUUGUGAACUUAUCUCCAUUUCAACGUGCAGUAUACCAAUUAUUUGUCAGUACCCGUGAAGUGAAGAAAAUCGUCAAGAGCCAAGGUGGUCAACAAAUUCUGAAAGCCAUUGGCCUCUUGAAGAAACUUUGCAAUCACCCUGACUUGAUAGACUUACCAGCUGACGUAGAUGGAAGCCAAGAUUUGAUACCUGAAGAUUAUCGCAAUUCUAAUCACGCUAAGCGCGGGUCUUCUGAAGUUCAAACAUGGCAUUCCGGGAAAUUUUCAAUUCUUCAACGCUUCUUGCAUUCAAUCAAAGCAAACUCUAACGAUAAGAUUGUUAUCAUCUCCAAUUAUACGCAAACUUUGGACCUUAUAGAGCGCAUGUGCCGAAACAAUCGCUAUGGGGUCUUGCGUUUAGACGGUACUAUGACCAUAAACAAACGUCAAAAACUCGUUGAUAAAUUUAAUGAUCCAGAAGGACAAGAGUUUAUUUUUUUGCUAAGUUCGAAAGCAGGUGGCUGUGGUAUCAAUUUGAUAGGAGCCAACAGAUUGAUUCUCAUGGAUCCCGAUUGGAACCCAGCGGCAGAUCAACAAGCUUUGGCUCGUGUAUGGAGAGACGGUCAAAAGAAAGAUUGCUUCAUCUACAGGUUCAUCUCUACUGGUACUAUCGAAGAGAAAAUUUAUCAAAGACAAUCCAUGAAGAUGAGUUUAAGCUCUUGUGUUGUGGAUGAAAAGGAGGAUGUUGAGCGGUUAUACAGUGCAGACAAUCUGCGGCAAUUAUUUCAGUAUAACUCUGAAACCAUAUGUGAUACACACGACACGUACAGUUGUAAACGUUGCAAGAAUGGAAGGCAGAUUUUGAAAUCACAGGCGAUGCUUUACGGUGAUACCACAACUUGGAAUCAUUUAGAUCAUCAUGCAUUAAUUAAGACGAAUGACCAUCUUCUGCGUACUGAGAACCAGUUUAACGACAUCAGUUAUGUGUUCCAGUAUAUAUCACACUGA